AGAACGUACGGACAAUGGUGGGACAAAGCACCUUCAAGAUUAACAGAUUACAUGCCGCAGAACAACGCGAAUGUCGCAAGUCAGGAUUACAUAGGCACGUAUAACAUUUAAUUUAAGAUUUAAACGUCAGCAUUUAGCUCUUGGCAUUUGAUACUCGUAUCGUAAUAUCUCGAUUACGCUCGGUAAUAUGUUGUUUCUAUUCUUAAAGAUAUUUUUAACCUGUUGGAAUAUCGUACCGAUACCGUUAAUACUCGCGACGUAUGAAAAAUGGAAAUAAAUUAGAAUAUUUUUUAUAUCGUCAAGAUCUAGAAUAUCAUCAAGAGGUAUAUCCAAUCAGAGUAUCGAUAUACGAAACUUACAAUCCCGGGAGUGUAAUCGGAAUUUGGGCACAAAAUUCCGAAGGCAAAUGGCAUCAAUUGUGGAACGGAUUUCCUCAAGUCGUGCCACGCGAACCAAGAAUAUUUUCCCCGCACUUGCGAUCGUGCAAUUUCAAGACAAAAACGAUAAGAUUGGAAUUCAAUCACAGUUCGUUGGAUUAUUACACGGAGUUAGACGCUGUAUUACUCAUCGGUACGUCAGAAUUAAUCGUACCUAACAACCUGCGCCAUCGAAAUCUGAACGACGUUUCCAAAGAAUUGGGCUACUCGAAACAAAGCGACGACGAUAUUUAUAAUUUAACGCCAGAUCACUCGAAAGCAAAUCAGGAUUUAACAGUUCUGAAAAAGACACUUUCCAAACACUGCACGCUUUUUAAAAGGUACGUCGAUAUAUGUUUUAUCGUUCUUAUCAGCGAUCAACGCUCGUCAUUCACGCAAGUAAAAUAUCACAGCAGGAUAAUCGAUGAUACACGCAAGGGCAAAUUAGCGUCUAAAUUGGGACAACACUGUCGGUCUGUACCUCCCAUAGAAGAAGCAUUCAAAAGUUUGCAACAAUUUUUACAGGAAGAUUUUCCAAGACUGAUCGGAGACAUUCAUCGUUCGAUACCAAGCACCGCAAACGAACGGAACGACUCGUUUCAAGAAAAUUUGUCGGCGCGUUCGACCGAUUUCGAAAAUCAACCACGCCGCGGUAGUUUCUCAACGCUUCCGGACGAAACAGCGUUAAAAAUUUUGAAGAAUUUAGACUUGAGAUCGCUGUGUCGUUUACGCAGAGUAAAUAAACAUUUCAACAACAUCGCGAGGGACGCUUUGUUGUACACGAGUCUCAACUUGAAACCUUACUGGCAUUGCUUAGAUACAUCCGCGUUGAACAGCUUAGCACCCAGAUGUCAUUACUUACAACAACUGGAUCUUUCGUGGUGUGGAAAUUACAACAUGAUCAAACAUCAAGAUUUUAUACAUUUUCUUCGUACAUCUGGGACUGUUUUGACUCAUUUGAGACUCAAUUGCUGUCAAUUCGUAAACGACGCCGUUAUCCUCGAAGUUUCAAAGAUAUGCAAGAAUUUAAAAGAACUGUGUUUGCGCAAUUGCACGAGUAUAACAAACGAGGGAUUUUCGAAGCUUGAAAAUUUAAGGUUUCUCGAGCGUUUGGAACUUUACAGAACAACCAUCGAGACUCCAACGUUACGCUCCAUUUUAAGAAAGAACGCCCAAAUGCGACAUUUAAAUUUGGCAGGAAUGCACGACCGUUUGAAUACGGACGAAAUUGCCGUCGAACUAGGAAACUCUUGCCCGUAUUUGGAAAGCGUGGACUUUUGGAAAGCGCAGACGUUAACUCCGCACGGAGUCAGAGCUUUGUCUCGCUGUACCAAACUUCGAGAGGUAGAUUUUGGAUGGUGCAGUGGAAUGGGCGCUCCGGGUGAUUCCCUACGAGCAUUGUUGUUCUCUUGUCGUUGCCUGGAAAAAGUAUUUCUGGCAGCGCUCAGAGGAUUGACAGAUCGAGACUUGGAGCCACUUUUACUGUGUCAACGGCUGCGACAAUUGGAUUUAUUAGGAGCACGUUCUCUCACUCCCGACACGUGUUACGGAAUUUUAUUGUUUUGUCCGAAAUUAGAGAUGAUCGAUCUUAGUUUUUGCGAAGGUAUCGAUGAUUUCACAGUGCAAGAAUGGCGUCAGCAAUAUCCUCGCGUUUCCAUCAAAAGAAGCUUUCAAGCAACCAAUUCCGACACGGCGUGA
Molecule: messenger RNA, 2114 nt
Organism: Heterotrigona itama
Lineage: Eukaryota; Metazoa; Arthropoda; Insecta; Hymenoptera; Apidae
Source: the annotation of a GenBank genome assembly